Molecule: messenger RNA, 1800 nt
Organism: Penicillium cinerascens
Lineage: Eukaryota; Fungi; Ascomycota; Eurotiomycetes; Eurotiales; Aspergillaceae
Product: CocE/NonD family hydrolase
Exons: 3
Coding region: 1-1800 (599 amino acids)
Molecular function (GO): dipeptidyl-peptidase activity
Source: RefSeq, a predicted model, not a curated record
AUGACAGACGGCUAUCAAGAUAUUCAGACCGUUGAUACAACGAGCUUCCCAUUCAUCCUUGAGCAGGAUGUAACUGUGCCACUAGGGAAUGGUGGUGUGGUUCGCUGCAACGUAUACAAGCCCAAAGCAGCUUCAACGGAAAGCAGCUUUCCGGUUCUUGUGACAUAUGGGCCGUAUGGCAAAGACGUUUCCUAUAAACAAUUCAACCCGAAAAGUUUUUCAGAAGUGGAUCCAGCGCACCAAACAGAGCAUUCUGCAUGGGAGACUCCGACGCCUCUCUUUUGGACCAAUCAUGGAUAUGUGGUUGUGCGAGCUGACGAAAUUGGUAUCGGACAAUCCCCCGGAGUCUUGCACGUCAAAUCCGCAAUUGCGAUCGAUGGGUUCUGUGACGUCAUUGAGUGGGCGGCUCAGCAGCCCUGGUCAACUGGAAAGGUAGGCCUCCUGGGUGUUAGCUACUAUGCAGCUACACAAUGGCAGGUUGCUGCCCGUCAACCUAGAGGCUUGGCAGCGAUUGUUCCCUGGGAAGGAUUUUCCGAUGCCUAUAAUGAAUCCAUACGACAUGGUGGGAUUCUAUCAAACAGAUUCUAUGACAUGUGGUACGCUCGUCAGGUUGCGCCGAACCAAUAUGGACUACCUGGGCGUGCUGCACGUAAUUGGGGCCCUGACACUAUUGAAGGAGACCUCUCAGCCAAUGAAUUAGAUGCAAACCGAUACAAGGCUAUUCUACAUCAGCAGCGGUUCCGUGACGACGAACAAAUAGCGUCUGUUAACAUCAACCUUGAAGAUAUCAACGUUCCUAUUCUGAGCGUGGCAAAUCUGGGUGGGAGUCUACUGCAUCUCCGAGGAAAUGUGAAUGGGUACUUAUGGGCGGGAUCUGAAUUCAAAUAUCUCCGAUUUAUCGUGGGACGGCAUGACCUACCCUUCUACUAUCCCGAAGAAGUAGAAGUCCAAAGGAGUUUUCUCGAUGCUUGGCUGAAAAGCCAAGACCGGGAUGGAUGGACUAGAAGGGGGGCUCUCCCUGCAGUUGAUUUGGUUCUUCGCCAAGGAGAUGUUGGGUACAACAAUCCAUCUGCGGAGAAAUCUUUCGUCCGGAGAAAAGAAAGCGAAUGGCCGAUAGCCAGGACAAAGUAUACGCCUUUCUACCUUACAGCAGACCAAGAGCUUAGAUCCGUACGACCGGAUCAGUCGCUAGCACGAAAACUAAAUUACAGAGCUCUUGGAAAAAACACAGUUUCUGACACUUUGACGUUCACUUCGGCACCUUUUGAAACAGAAACUGAGAUCACUGGACACAUCGUUGCCCACCUCAAUGUCUCAGCCAGCAGAGAUCGAUGGGGAAGCUCUCCAUCUGAUAUGGAUUUAUUUGUCAGCCUGCGUCACCUGGCAUCAUCUGGUCAAGAAAUUUCCUAUACUGGAUCUGCAGGGGAGCCUGUUCCAAUAACGAAGGGGUGGCUUCGGGUGUCUCUCCGCAAGACCAACCCCCAUCAUCCACGCCACCGGCCUUGGCUACCUUACCGAGAUUUUUACUCCACAGACGUUCUGCCUGUGGUUCCAAACGAGGUAUACGCCGUCGAUGUGGAAAUCUGGCCCACAAACGUAGUGGUUGAAUGCGGAGGCCGCCUGGUUCUAGAGGUGAGUUCAGGAGACACAGCCGGGUCCGGGUUUUGGGGACAUGAUGACCCUAUUGACAGAUCGGAGGAAAUUUUCAAGGGUCACAACCACAUUCACUUUGGCCCUGCCUAUAUCAACUACGUCAGCUUACCCAUUAUUCCUUCGAAAUAUGAGAAAGCAUUUGAAUAG